This is a messenger RNA of Myodes glareolus (Bank vole), 1633 nucleotides long. It is a transcript of the gene Ssb, whose product is annotated as small RNA binding exonuclease protection factor La. Gene Ontology annotation, biological process: positive regulation of translation; tRNA processing. Gene Ontology annotation, cellular component: cytosol; ribonucleoprotein complex; cytoplasmic stress granule. The record is from RefSeq and is a predicted model, not a curated record. Gene Ontology annotation, molecular function: mRNA binding. Lineage: Eukaryota; Metazoa; Chordata; Mammalia; Rodentia; Cricetidae.
CUUUUUCUUCCAGUGUGAGAAAUUUUACAGAUAGCCACAAUGGCUGAAAAUGGAGAUAAUGAAAAAAUGGCUGCUCUGGAGGCCAAAAUCUGUCAUCAAAUUGAGUUUAUUUUAUAGGUGUUUGAUGUAUGUCUCUGUGUCAUGUGCAUGCCUGGAGCCCAUGGAAGCCAGAAUAUUAUUUUGGAGACUUCAAUUUGCCACGAGACAAGUUUUUAAAGGAACAGAUCAAAUUGGAUGAAGGCUGGGUACCUUUGGACACAAUGAUAAAAUUCAACAGGCUAAACCGACUGACAACAGACUUUAAUGUAAUUGUUCAAGCACUGGGCAAAUCUAAGGCAAAACUUAUGGAAGUGAGUGCAGACAAAACUAAAAUCAGAAGAUCUCCAAGCAGACCCCUUCCUGAAGUGACGGAUGAGUAUAAGAAUGAUGUAAAAAACAGAUCUGUUUAUAUUAAAGGCUUCCCAACUGAUGCAACCCUGGAUGACAUAAAAGAAUGGCUAGAUGAUAAAGGUCAAAUACUGAAUAUUCAGAUGAGACGAACAUUGCACAAAACAUUUAAGGGGUCAAUAUUUGCUGUGUUUGAUAGUAUUCAGUCUGCAAAGAACUUUGUGGAUACCCCUGGUCAGAAGUACAAAGACACAAGCCUGUUAAUACUCUUUAAGGAAGAUUACUUUGCAAAGAAAAAUGAAGAAAGAAAGCAGAGCAAAGUGGAAGCUAAAUUAAAAGCUAAACAAGAACAUGAAGGAAGACACAAGUCAGGAAGUGCUGAAACACGACCUCUAGAAGGAAAGAUGGGGUGCUUACUGAAGUUUUCAGGUGACUUGGAUGACCAGACCUGUAGAGAAGAUUUACACAUCCUUUUCUCAAAUCACGGUGAAAUAAAAUGGGUUGACUUUGUCAGAGGAGCAAAAGAGGGAAUAAUUCUCUUUAAAGAGAAAGCUAAGGAAGCACUUGAGAAAGCCAGGAGUGCAAAUAAUGGUAACUUACAAUUAAGGAACAAAAAGGUGACUUGGAAAAUACUAGAAGGACAUGCGGAAAAGGAAGCGAUGAAAAAAAUCAUGGAUGAUCAGCAAGAAUCACUAAACAAAUGGAAGUCGAAAGGAGGCCGCAGAUUUAUUAAAGGAAAAGGAAGAGGAAACAGACCUCCUUAUGCUGGGGGACCCAAAGGAAGAGGACAGUUUCAUGGCAGGAGAACAAGAUUCGAUGAUGAUGACUAUCAUCACCAUCAUCGACGUGGUUCAGGACCAAUGAAAAGAGCAAGAGAUGGAAGAGACAGAGAAGAGCCUGCAUCAAAGCAUAAGAAAAGAGAGAAUGGCGCCAGAGACAAGUAGUUUAGUAAGCAGUGUUUUUAUUCAUCUUAGUUAGAUUUUAAGCUGCUUUUUGUCUUCAGAAGCUUUUAAAAAGAAAAGCGAAUUAGGUCCACUUCAAUGUCCACCUGUAUAAAAGGAAAAAAAAUUUGUUUUACUUGUCUUUUUUGUUGUUGUUGUUACCUAAAUGAAAGUUUUUUAAAAUGUAUAGUUCUGUUUGUGUUUGGAUGAUUCAAAUAUGAAAAGGAAGAUUCUUCCUCUUAAUUGCCUUUGUAAUAUGAGAAUGUAUUAGUACAAACUUGUAAAAUAUAUGCUGUAUAAAAAUA